This is a messenger RNA of Mesorhabditis spiculigera, 609 nucleotides long. The record is from the annotation of a GenBank genome assembly. Lineage: Eukaryota; Metazoa; Nematoda; Chromadorea; Rhabditida; Rhabditidae.
AUGAGCAGGCGCGAGGAGGAAUGUCUGAUCGAGGAGGAGCCGGAGUGUUCGCGGAAAAACGAUGGGCGCCAAAUCUUCCGAAUACUCUCGCGUGAGGGCCACGAGUUCGCGAUGGAGAAGGGCGCCUGCAUGCACUCGGUGAAGCUGGCCGAUAUGAUCCGCACGCGCAAGAUGAGGGAGGUACCCAUGUUGGAGGUCUCUUCCGCAAUGCUGAAGCUCAUCGCCGACUGGUGCACCUUCCACAAGUACAUGCCGCACCAAUGGAAGGAGCCGCACGGCUGGUACCACUUGCGCCAUCCAGACAUGAUCACGUGGGCAAAGAAAUACACGACCGCCCUCACGCCGCAACAACUGCUCGAGCUGGCCACGGUGGCGAACAAUUUGCAGAUUGGAUCGUUGGUGGCAAGUGUAUGUGACGAGAUCGGCGGACGCCUUCGAGGACAAACGGUGGAACAGAUGCGCGAGAUGUGGAACAUCCCCGCCGACCCGGUCGAGAUCGACGAGAAGGCGGCCAGCGAGCGCAAGACCAAGGCCCUCGAAGCCCUCCGGCAGCAGCUGUUGCGCAGCCUGCGCGCGCGAAAAAAUAACAAAAGAGUGCCACCCAUGUGU